Molecule: messenger RNA, 534 nt
Organism: Medioppia subpectinata
Lineage: Eukaryota; Metazoa; Arthropoda; Arachnida; Sarcoptiformes; Oppiidae
Source: the annotation of a GenBank genome assembly
AGAAAGACCUAUAAUUCUGUUUCGGCGAGUAUUACCCCCACAGACAUCGAGGGCUUCAUUAAAACCAAUAAUAAUACUCCGAAUAAACAAAAUGUUGUUACAAAUCAAAAAGAAUCUCCUCCGAAGCGAACUAAGAAUAACACAAAAAGUGAUAAAUCAUUGAAUAAUAAAUUAACGAAUAAGUCUGCAAAAACCAAUUCGCGCUCAAACAGCAAAAAGAAAGUAAACGGUUCGGCAUUGGGUUCGACGCUCUCACCGAACAGUCUGUCCUCCAAUUCGCCGGCAAUUCAUUCGACGAAAUUAGUUACCGAAAAGUCGUCGCGAAAAAAGGGUCAAAAUUCAAAGCUUAACUCAAAAAGCGUGACAAACGACGCGUCGUCUCUCACGCCGACCAAUAUGUUCACCGAAACGGCGGAAUCGUUCGCCAGAGAACAGGCCAUUAGAGGAACAAAAAGACGAUCGAAUAGGAGUUCUUCGCGACCAAACAAACGACAAAACACUAAUUCAUCGCUUCAUGUAAUUGAUUCUCAAAUC